Phascolarctos cinereus (koala) is the source of this 5431-nucleotide messenger RNA. Lineage: Eukaryota; Metazoa; Chordata; Mammalia; Diprotodontia; Phascolarctidae. The record is from RefSeq and is a predicted model, not a curated record.
CAGCCCCCUCCUGGUCCCCCGCUGCCUCCUCCGCUGUUCUCCUCUCUUCCUGGUGCCGGCGUGUCCCCAGCCCCCGCCCGCCUGCCUGCCCCUCCUCGGUCCAGGGCGCUGCCGGCACUUCCCCUCAGCUUUUGCCUCCUCCUCCUCCUCCUCUUCAUUCUCCUCAUCGACCUCGUCUGCUCUCCCCCCCCUGCCCCACCCCCAGCCCCCCCAGCCUGGGUCCUAGGGGCUUGCUCUGCAGAGAUGAGGGUCCUGGCCUGCCUCCUUGCUGUUCUGAUGGGGAUUCAGGCUGUGGAGCGGCUGCGCCUGGCGGGGGGCCCCCACGGCUGUGCUGGGCGGCUGGAGGUGCGGCACGGGGGGCGCUGGGGAACGGUGUGUGACGACGGCUGGGACCUGCGGGAUGCUGCCGUGGCCUGCAGGGAGCUGGGCUGUGGAGGAGCUCUGGCCGCCCCCGCAGGGGCUUUCUUUGGAGAGGGAAUCGGGCCUGUCUGGCUGAGUGAGCUGGCUUGUCGGGGGUCCGAGAGCAGGCUGAGCCUCUGUCGCCACAGGGGCUGGAAGGCACACAUCUGCUCGCAUGAGGAGGACGCUGGCCUCGUCUGUGUAGGUCAGCGGGCAACCAAUUCGAGGCCAGAUUCAACAGAGCCCCUGGACCGGGAGCUGUGGUCUGAGGGCUCCCCAACGGCCCCAGGUGAGGCCCCAAGAUCUCCGUCUGCAGGAUCUGCAGAGCCUGACACUUACAUCUCCCCUCCCCUCCCCUCAUUCACCCCUCCCCUAGCUGGGAACCCGACAAGCAGCCCGCAGAAGGCCCCUCGGCCCCCCAAGCUGCCAAAGGCCACCCAGGCCCCUCUGCUGACUUCCAGUGCUUCCCGACAGGAGCGUCUGCGCCUGGCAGGGGGGCCCCACGGCUGUGCUGGGCGGCUGGAGGUGUGGCACGGGGGCCGCUGGGGGACGGUGUGUGACGACGGCUGGGACCUGCGGGAUGCUGCCGUGGCCUGCAGGGAGCUGGGCUGUGGGGGAGCCCUGGCCGCCCCUGGAGGGGCCCGCUUUGGGGAAGGGUCGGGCCCCGUUUGGAUGGAUGAUGUGGGCUGCGGAGGUGGGGAGCAGGCCCUCCAGGACUGUCCCCGGAGCCCUUGGGGACGAAGCAACUGUGACCACACAGAGGAUGCCGGACUGGUCUGUGAAGGCCCAGCCCCCCGCUUGCGCCUGGCUGGGGGUCCCAAUGGCUGUGCUGGGCGACUGGAGGUGUGGCAUGGAGGCCGCUGGGGGACAGUAUGUGAUGACGGCUGGGACCUGCGGGAUGCUGCCGUGGCCUGUAGAGAACUGGGCUGUGGCGGUGCCCUAGCUGCCCCUGGAGGGGCCUUCUUUGGGGAGGGGGCUGGGCCCAUCCUGCUGGAUGACCUGCGGUGCAAGGGGAAUGAGACGUCCCUGGGGUUCUGCCCAGCCCGACCCUGGGGCCAGCAUGAUUGUCACCACCGAGAGGAUGCAGGGGCUGUGUGUGACGGUCUGCCUCUGGGCUUGCCUACCCCAGGCAGCAGCCAUGGGACCCUGGACACUCAGGCCCCCACUAGUGGGCUGUCCCCUGCCUCUCCCACAUCCCUGCCGGAACCAGGCCCUGAGGAGGGCACCCCCCGCCUUCGCCUAGUGUCUGGGCCAGGCCGGUGCGCCGGGAGGCUAGAGGUGUGGUAUGGCGGUCGCUGGGGGACUGUGUGUGAUGAUGGCUGGGAUGUACGGGAUGCCACGGUGGCCUGCCGGGAGCUGGGAUGUGGUGUCCCCCAGGAGCCAGGCCCUGCCGCUGGCCGCUUUGGCUGGGGGGAGGGCCCCAUCUGGCUGGAUGACGUGGCUUGCAGUGGGACUGAGGUCUGGCUAGCCAACUGCCCUGCAGCCCCCUGGGGAAAACACAACUGUGCCCAUAAUGAGGAUGUGGGGGUCACUUGCACAGGGAGUCUUGGGCCUGACUUGGUCCCAGGCCCCUUCAGCUGGAGCUGGACCCCAGAGCCACAUGAGGAUGGACAGGGCUGGCCACUGAGGUGGACCACUGAGAGUCUGGGGGAUGUGGCCACCCAGCUGACUACUAGCAGCCCCAGAACCACAGUGGCCAAGCCACCAGCGAGAACUCCACAUAGCUCCAAAAAAUGGACCACAAAGAAACCACGGAAACCCACCAUGCGACCUCCUGGACAAUCAACCACUAAGGUCCCACGGAGGCAGACAACCCGGGUUCCACAAGGCCCGGCUACUCCUCAACCGACCACACAGGCUCCCCGAGGCCAGACCCCCCAGGCCUCCCCCAAACUGACCACACAGGCUCCCCGAGGCCAGACCCCCCAGGCCUCCCCCAAACUGACCACACAGGCUCCCCGAGGCCAGACCCCCCCGGCCUCCCCCAAACUGACCACACAGGCUCCCCGAGGCCAGACCCCCCCGGCCUCCCCCAAACUGACCACACAGGCUCCCCGAGGCCAGACCCCCCCGGCCUCGCUCCCCGAGGCCAGACGCCCCCGGCCUCCCCAAACUGACCACACAGGCUCCCCGAGGCCAGACCCCCCGGCCUCCCCCAAACUGACCACACAGGCUCCCCCCGAGGCCAGACCCCCAGGCCUCCCCCAAACUGACCACACAGGCUCCCCGAGGCCAGACCCUCCAGGCCUCCCCCAAACUGACCACACAGGCUCCCCGAGGCCAGACCCCCCGGCCUCCCCCAAACUGACCACACAGGCUCCCCGAGGCCAGACCCCCCAGGCCUCCCCCAAACUGACCACACAGGCUCCCCGAGGCCAGACCCCCCCGGCCUCCCCCAAACUGACCACACAGGCUCCCCGAGGCCAGACCCCCCCGGCCUCCCCCAAACUGACCACACAGGCUCCCCGAGGCCAGACCCCCCAGGCCUCCCCCAAACUGACCACACAGGCUCCCCGAGGCCAGACCCUGCAGGACUCAUUCCCACUGCCCACUCAGACUUCACUACCCAAUAUUCCAAUGACAUCUUCCGCCAACCCCCCACUGGCCACUCAGUCCUCACAAAGACAACCUUCCCAGGUCACCCCACAGCUAAACACUCAAGUCCCCAAGGAAGCCACCCCAAUGGAUAGAGAUGAGAGUUCCUCUGAGACCUCCCCAGACCCAGGCUCUUCCACACCGGGGGCUGAGAGCAGCUGGGAGGCCUUGAAGACUUUACCCACAAGCACUCUCAAAGACUUGUCCUCCACCCCGACCUGGCCAGGCUCUGGAGACUCGGGUGUUUUUCGGCUGCGUCUCUCCGAUGGGCCUGACCGGUGCGCCGGGCGGCUGGAGGUGCGGCGUGGUGACGUCUGGGGAACCGUGUGUGACGAUGGCUGGGAUCCCCGAGACGCGGCCGUGGCCUGCCGGGAGCUAGGCUGCGGGGGCAUCCGACCCCGCGUGGGCAAAACCUACUACGGAUCCGGGACGGGCCCGAUCUGGCUAGAUGAUGUAGGCUGUGUGGGUGUGGAGGCCUCGCUAGGGGACUGUCCAGCCUCACCCUGGGGGAUUCACAACUGCGAGCACCAGGAGGAUGUGGGGCUCACCUGCACAGGAGACAUGGAGGAUGGCAGUGAUCUCCCCUGGGCCUGGGACACCAGUUCUCGCAGGGACACCGCCCCGGGGAGCCUCACAACAACUGCUUCCAGCCAUGACCUUGCUUCUCAGACCCCCCGGGACCGCGGAGACCCAGAUUUCCACAGUCGGUCUCUGCCCUUGCAGCCUACAGCAGCCCCCAAGGAGGCCCCCAGUCCAGAUCUCCAGCUGACCACUGAAUCUAGUACACAGUUGACCUCUGAUCUCAGACUGUCCCUGACCACUGACCCCAACCCACAGCUGACCCCUGGCUCAGACAAACAGCUGACUCCUGACCCCAGUCCACAGCUGACCACUGACUCUGGCCAACUACUGACCUCUGACCCCAACCCACCGCCGAUCUCUGAUAUCAGCCAAAAACGGACUUCAGAUGUUGUCCUAGAGCUGACCUCUGACCCCAGCCCACAGCUGACCCCAGAUUCUACACCUCAGCUGACCUCUGACUCCUCUCCAGUGUCAGUGGUAACCUUCUACACUGAUCCUGGCCCACAGCCGAGCCCUGACUCUACCCCAGAGCUCACCUCUGAUUUUACCCCUAAAGGGGAGCUCACCCCUUUGCCCACCCCCCAGCCAAUACCUGAUGUUGCCCCACGGUUGACAUCUGAUACCAACCUACAACUGACCAUUGAGUCCUUCUCACACCUGACCUCUGACCCUAGCCCACAGCUGACCCCUCACUCUGCCCUAGACCUGACCUCUGGCCCUAGCUCACAGCUGACCCCUACCUGGGCCCUAGACCUGACCUCUGACCCUAGCCCACUACUAACUCCUCCCUCCACUGAACCACCGUUCACUCCUGGUUCUGUCUCCCACCUGAUCUCUGACCUGUCCCUGCAGAUGACUGCUGAUCCCACCUUCGAACCAGUACUGACCACUCAGCCCUCUGUAGAUUCACAGCUGACCCCGUCUUCCAGUCCUACCCAAACUAACCUGCUGAUGCCCGACCCUUCUCCAAGCCCAAAGGUGACCACUGCCUCCCCCAGUGUUCAUGGGCUGACCUCUGACUUGGCCUCUUCUACACAGCUGGUCCCAGAGCUCAGUCCCACCUCCCAGCAAGCCAGAGUGUUCCCUGCCAGCCCAGGGAUGCCCUCAAAGUACACACCAUCCCCGCCACCUGGGCCUGCUAGCCCCUCACAGACCCCCCCAGGCCUCGGGAUGAGUCUAGUUGGGCCCUCCCCGGUGGCUCCUAGCCCUGCUCCCAGCCCCAGCCCCGAGCCUUCAGAGGUUCCACCCAGGAGUGCAGCACCUUCUGGGACCCCAGAUUCUAUCUCUAGGCAAAACUCAAGUGUCCCACAAUUUGUAGCCUCACAGCCCACCAUUAGCCCCAGUCUGGUCCCUAACCUUGCCACACUUCCAGAGCAGGGUCCCAAGCAUCCUCCAACAGCUGGCUCUGGGGGGGUCUUGGAUGGUCCUUCGGUCCCCCCACAGUCCCCAGGUCCCAGUGAUGUGGAGACUGGCCAGUGUGUGCUGGCCACUCCCCUCACCCCAACCGUCCUUCGAGUCAUGGCCUGCGAGCCCCCGGCCCUGCGGGAGCUGGUUGGGGCAGUGAGGGAUGUGGGCAAACAGCUGCGGAGUCUGACCCAGGCGGUCCAGCAGAACCGAGAGGAGAGAAGGACGGUAGGCCUGGAGCUGGGGCAGCUGGUGGAGGCCAUCAGAGGCCUGGGCGAUCUGGGCCAGGCCCUGAGAGGGCUGGUGGAGGCGUCGAGGACCUCCGUGGCCCCCAGGCUCCAAGAGGAGGAGGAAGAGGAGGAGAGACCGCGAAGAGGCGACGUGUGAGCUCCCCAGACAAAGGACAGAGAUGCCCUCCUCCCCCAAGUGAACAAAGACACCCAGAACUAGU